This is a messenger RNA of Dicentrarchus labrax (European seabass), 2086 nucleotides long. RefSeq names its product fibroblast growth factor 8a (gene fgf8a). Bases 576 to 1217 code for a protein of 213 amino acids. Gene Ontology annotation, biological process: positive regulation of protein phosphorylation; regulation of cell migration; limb morphogenesis. The transcript has 5 exons. The record is from RefSeq and is a predicted model, not a curated record. Gene Ontology annotation, cellular component: cytoplasm. NCBI's taxonomy places the organism in Eukaryota, Metazoa, Chordata, Actinopteri, Moronidae. Gene Ontology annotation, molecular function: type 1 fibroblast growth factor receptor binding; growth factor activity; type 2 fibroblast growth factor receptor binding.
AGCCUGCCAUUUUUUUGACCGGGGGUGUUGCGAAGCGCCGAGCGAGAGGCUUGACACGGGAGCGCAGUGGGAUGGGAGCAGAGAGAGGAGCCUGCCUGCAGUCCUGACACAACCGAGCGGAGCAGCAGCAGCAUCGAGAGGCACUGAGGAGCCAGACCAGUCUCCUCUGCGAGCGGGAUCACACACUCAUACACACACACACACACACACACCUGAAGGCCGCAGAGCACCACAGGGAUUACAAACCCGGAGGUAUACAGCCUGACAGCAACUUAAAAAAAACACAGAAGAACAAAAAACCUGCAGCGCCUUCAACGUACAGCUCCGCUUCUGCAAGUGCACUUAGACUUUGUUCCCUCCUCGCAGAAACAGUCUUUAUUUUCAUGAGAACUUAAUGACUCAGCGGAGCCUGUGAUGGAUUUGAUGAUGAAUGUGCGCGCAUGAGUUUAUCCGUCAGCACCUCUGACCUUUCUGUGGAUUUCGGGUGAAAUCUUUGGACUUCCUUUACUGACGAGAUCAGCCGGACUCUGCAGCUUCUGAAUCAACUGGAAGAGCUUCAUCCGCCUCCAUCCAACAUGCGACCCAUCCCAUCCAGACUCAGCUAUCUGUUUCUACACUUAUUUGCGUUUUGCUACUAUGCUCAGGUAACCAAUCAGUCCCCGCCUAAUUUCACGCAGCAUGUAAGCGAGCAGAGCAAAGUGACGGACCGCGUGAGCCGCAGGUUGAUCCGGAUCUACCAGCUGUACAGCCGGACCAGCGGCAAGCAUGUGCAGGUCCUGCCCAACAAGAAGAUCAACGCCAUGGCCGACGACGGAGACGUGCACGCUAAACUCGUCGUGGAAACGGACACGUUCGGGAGCAGAGUACGCAUCAAGGGAGCUGAGACAGGCUUCUACAUCUGCAUGAACAAGAGGGGGAAGCUCAUCGGCAAGAAAAACGGACAAGGCCGCGACUGUAUCUUCACUGAGAUCGUUCUGGAGAACAACUACACGGCCCUGAGGAACGCCCGCUACGAGAGCUGGUACAUGGCCUUCACCCGCCGCGGGCGGCCACGGAAAGGCUCACGGACACGCCAGCACCAGCGCGAGGUCCAUUUCAUGAAGAGGCUGCCGAAGGGGCAGCAGCCCGCCCACCCAAGCCACCACCACCCUUUCGACUUCAUCCACUACCCCUUCAGUCAAAGGACUAAACGUACGCGAUACUCGUCAGAGCGUUGAGUAGGGGGAAGAAGAUAGGAAAGACAGAGGGAAAGAGGAGAAACUGACUGACUGACUGACUGAAUUACCAGCAGCCGACACACUCCUCUGCUCUCACAGAAAACCUCUAGAGACAUUUUUUAUACUGAGCAUUACUAUAUCUUAAUGUGUAGUUUGAUUUCUAUUUUUCUCAAAGUAAAAAAAAACUGUACAUAAACAAAAAAAAACAAACAUGAGAAAUCUAUUUUUGUACUCCAGACUUAGUACUGACCUGUGUAAAAAACAAAAACAAAAAGAAAAGUUUGUUUUUAGAUGCACAUAACUCAUCGUCUGACUUACCGGGGACAUGUUAGUAGUGUUGUUUUGGUUUAGUUUUUUGUUUCAUUUUGACCAGUGGAGUCAUUUUUUGGACUCUCGCCUGCUGCUCAAGGAGACUUGAAGGGCCCUGAUUGACCGCACUGCCAGGGAACGCUGCGCUUCGGAGACACAAACUGUCACACACUGCGUCGGAGAGCGAGUGUUCUGCUAGAUGCUGCAUCCCGACUGGGAUCAUUCUGUAUCUUUCUCACACGGUUCGAGUGAAACAGAGCUUCAACAGCGUCUGAUGGAACAAUGUGGCAGCUACAUUUGAUAAUCACAGGUUUCCUGUUCCUGUUUCCUGUUCUGUAAUGUUGACGUGUACAAAAUGCAUUGAAGUGUAAGGAACCCCUCAACACACCCACUGCCCCCUGCCCUCUUGUGGUCUUGUUGCCCCCCUGAAUGUCUGUUUUUAUACAUAUAUAAAUAUAUUUUUAUUUGAGGAUGUGUAAAAUAAUUUUAAGGAUGGAAUAUUUAUUUAAAAUGUGUAAUAAAUGUACAUUAAAAUACUGAUAAUAAACUCUUGUUUGGUA